GCAUUAACUCCAGUUUUCUAUCUGGUACAAGCAAGUGUCGUUCUGGGUUUUUUUUAUCUGUUAGUAUUGAGUUAGGUGUCCGGUCGAUUUUUUUUAGCUAGUGGUUGUGAACGCGAUUUUUUGCAGAAUGAUCGAGAUUUCGUGGUUUCAAUCGAAAACCUAAUGGGUAACAUUCCCAUUGAGAGUAGAGUGAUUUCCAUUAAGGAAUAGAAGACCAAGGCAGUCAUAGCAGCUGCCAGGAUAGGCACCACUACCAUUAGACAGAUAGAUAGAUCCUCAGCGACGAUAUAACUUACCAGCCACCGAAAGAUCCACCCGAACCACCAAACCAUGGACCCUCCGCAGUGCGUUCAGAACGCCAUGAUGACCAAGGAUAAGAAACCCUUCACGUACACUCCUGGAGGCAUAGACCUCUCUGAGGUCCGUUCUCCACGCAUGGCGCGCCGUAUAGAGCGCAACGCCCACCUGCCCGGCUCCGGGGACAACCCUCGCCCAACGCCUCACGCCCAUCAGAACUUGGACCAAUUGCCGGCAUCGGCCUUGGCGGCAAUGCGACCGCAACCGCAGGUGCAGGUAUUUCCUUCACCGCCCCCAGCGAUGCCCUUCAAGGGGGCGGGACCAGUGCCUCCACCCCCACCACCCAUGGGUCAAGGAGUGCCUCCACCUCCGCCGCCGCCAAUGGUCCCUCUGCCUACUCAAAAGGUGAAGACGGGCGAUAAUCAGGUGUUGGAGAGGCCAGACAUGACUAAGAUCAUUCCCGACAAUCCCAUGACUUUGCUGAGGAAAACUGGUGGACCACAACCCCGAAAAUCCCUAGUUGACGAGAUGUUCGCACAAUCUGGAAAGCCUGCUCCACAGAUGUCAUCUCCAAUGCAGUCACAGAACAGGUAUCAGCCAAGCUACAAUGAAGCCCCAGUCUCGUCUGUACCACAGCAACCACCUUCACCGAUCUACAAACCCCAACCAGAACAGCAAUACCAGCCCAAGAAGUUGCAGCAGUCUCAGCCUCAAUCCCCGAUCCAUCCUGAUCAACGUCGUAUUCAGCAACAGCCUCAUCAGCCUCAACCUCAGUUCGAUCAAUACCACCCACAGCAUCACCAACAGCAGCCUCAGUACUAUGAGCCUCCUAGACAACAACACAGUUCUCCAGAAGUGGUCAGGGAACCACCAAGGUAUCAGCCUUCUGUGAUAGAAAGACCGAUGCCAGCCGCUGCGUACCAAGAGCCCCAACCGGAAGUCAAGACCAGCACAGCUCAUUUGGGCUCUCUCUACAUACCUCCGGUGGAUCAACAGAGACGUAUAGUGUCGCCUCCUGCGCCCCCAGAACGGAACCAGGAUAGCCCCAAGAUUGACUCGCCGUCGCUCAGGGAGGCUCCCAAGCCUUGGCAGAUCAAAAAGACGCAACAGGAGGAGACCCCCGCGUGGGCCAAAAAAGAGAAUCAGAGUACACCAUCCCCAGCAACAAGAGAACAGCAAGCCUGGCCACAAUCCAGACCAACUCGCCCUAAUCAACCUGACCAGCAGCAACAACCAAUCGGAGUAAGAAUUGAGAUCCGCAGUCAAGCUGCCCCUCCGUAUCAAGAAUACCCUGACCCAGAGGAAAAAAAACCGAACGCAGUUUACGUCACGCAGCCUCUGGUGCUGAAGCACCCUGGUCCACAGAUGCAAGUACAACGCGAAAGAAACAAUCAAUCAGCCAAUCAGAUCGUGAACGAGAGGAGAGGGGAAAGGAUCAUUCCGAUCCAGAUCGAAGGAGCUAGCCAAGCUACUCCUAGUGCUGAGAGGUCUUUUCAACGGCAGCAGAGUAACCCAACGCAGUCGAACAAAUUCAAAAUAAUUCAGAAAUUCACUAACACGGAUGAAGACGACACUGAACCUUCCCCAGUGACUGAACAUUCCCCGAAAUUUCCUCAAAAUUUCCAGCAACAACAAGUAUCACGGGGACUGCAACACAAUGUCAACAAUGGACCACAUAUCAGGACAGUUCCGAUCAAAAUGGAAGGCAAUGAGCCUCAGCAACAAUAUGUACAUCCUAGCGAACAGGUGGUGCCUGAACCGAAAAAAUAUACAGGUAGCUCGAUUCCCGGCAGAUCUUUCAGAAUCCUUCAAGCAAUGACUGCGCCAGAUAAUAAUUGUGCCAAUGCCAUCGACCAAAACGAAGCAUUCCAAUACGAUGAAUGGGAAUACAAUCGACCCUGUUUACCCUAUCCCUACCCACCCUACUGGCAUCAUCCUAAUCACCCCUACCCCCCUAGCGACGGAGAAUCCACCCCGAGAAACACCCCUACCCCUGUACCUUUCGCCCCCUAUUGGACUCCUCCUUAUCCGUACGCAGAACCCUACCCUACAAGCGAAGCGGAAUCCGAUUCGAAAUCUACCCCUAGAAAUACCCCUAUUCCGAGAAACACCCCAACUCCUACCCCUAAACCAGUCCACCCACCGUACUGGGGCCCUCCGAUACGGCAAUGUUCAAACAAAACCAAGAAAGAAGACAAUACAGAAAUGUGCAAAAGUUGUAGGAACACACCUAAUCCCUGGUAUUAUGGCUAUCAAGACUACAAUGGUGGAAUGUCUGAGGAAGUUCCACAUUAUUUCGACCCGUAUUACUAUUAUUACUAUUAUGGAUAUCCACCAAUAUACCCACCCUACCCCUACUACGGAAUUGACCCUACGGACUAUGGUAAAGAAGAUGACACAGAGAAUGAUACGCCUACUAGAGAAAUCAUUGAGAUAAAUGCAUCUUCAGAAGAUAAACUAAAAUCAUGUGAAGAACGGGAGACUCCACCUAGUUCCUUGCAGUGUAUCGAAAACAUAGACGAUGACAACGAAGACAAUGAAUCUGAUGACGAUUUGAGUAACGAUGCUUCAGAUGAAGAAGAAGAUGAAGAUGAAAGUGAGUCAUACAUGGAUGAUGAUAUGGACAAUCCACACCAAUUGAGUGUUAUCUUAGAAGAAAGCGAGAGAGCUGAAUCGAGAAUGAGAUCUAACAGUGCUAUGAGUAAUUCAACAACCAUAGCGGAAAACAGCGAAGAAGAAAACGAUUUCCACGACAUAGGUGUAAGUUUACCUCUCAAAUUAUGCGUUACCGUUUCUGAAGAACCGAAUAAACAGGUGGUAGUUGAGGAAGGUAAUAUCAAGACAUUUGAUGACACAGAAAUGUAUGCUUCAUUCACUUUGAGGAGUCCAUCUUCAACACCGAAGAAAUGUUCUCCAUGUAGAUUAGAUGAGAUUCCAGAUGCUGUAACCAAGAAGGAAAUUUUUAUGGACGAACAAAAACAAGAAGUGGAAACCAUAGUCAGUGACGAAGGGAAAGAAAGCGAUGAAAGUGAAGAUUGGUGGGGCAUAUUAGGUGAGGAAGACGAUUUGCCCGUGAGAAAAACGUAUAAUUCAAUGAAUCUGCGUGUAAUCGAAUCAGAACUUUCAACUCAGCAGCCUGAUAUUGAAGAAAACAAUAGCGUCACCAACCUACCUCUUUCUGAACUUGAAGAAUGUUGUUCAAGUAAAGAAGAAAUAGCUGCUAAUGGUGAUAGUAUUGAAUCGGAUGAAAAAAUUAUUGUCCGUGAAGAAGAGGAAACAACUAACAAUCGCGAAACAUGUGAAGAUUAUAGCAGUCAGAACCCUCCUGGAAGUUGUUUCAGGAAUUCUAAAAAUAUUUACGAAACCGACGAAAAUGAAGAACAGGUGACUGAUAGGAAGUUGAUGCAAGUGGAUGAUUUCGCAUCACAAUUCGCACAGAUUCAAGAAAACUUCGGUUCGUGGAACCUGAAGGUGUUAAAGAAGCUAGAAACUCCUAAAAAACCCGCCAAAGCCGACAUUUCUUCAAACAGUACACGUCUUGAUAUUCAUUCUAUUGAAUCCGAUGGCUCAGGGAAUAAGGUUGAUACAAAUGUUGUAGAAAGAGAAACCUCUACGAAAAUUGAGACUAUUUCAAGAGAAUCCAAUGGCUCAGUAAAUGAGGUUGAUACAGAUGUUGUAGAGGAAAAAACCUCUACAAAAUCUAAGACUAUUUCAAGAUGUUCAGCUGAUUAUACGAAGUAUAAUUCCAGUAAGAGCAGUGAAUUGGAUGAUACAAAACAACAAAGCUCACAUAGUAUGAACAGAAUGUAUGCACCAAUCGAAAUAGAUUCUUCCGAUGAAUUGGACUCUUCUUCUGAUGACAAUGAAGACGAAACUACCACUAAAUCAGAUCAGUUCAAUAACAACACCGACGAAGUAAAAGUACCUUCGAUCAAGGAACGAAUACAAGCUCUAAAAGACAGCAUCGAAGAAAAACAGAAGAAGAUACAAGAAAACAAAGUCGAGAUACGCAUCACAGAUCAAGUUUACAGUGAAACGAGGAGCAAGAGCAGAAGCAAAACGACUUCAACCAAGAGCAGUGUCAAGUCACUCGAGGAAUUCAGCGAAGAAGAAAUGGACUCAGGAGUAACUUCCGAUAUGAGCAGACACAUAUCUGACAGUGAAGAAUUCCCAGAACUGAGGAGGCUAACACGGUAUCAGCGUGCUGCUACUCAUUCCAGACUAUUCAAGCUACUUCAAGAUGAAUGCGACAUGGAAGAGCAACAAGAAAGAGAUGCGCAGUUCUCUAGAAGAAACAAUUUGACGUUACCUCUCCAUGAAACCGAUAGUUCCAUCUCCAAAGACUUUCGGGUCACUGAGAGACUCAUCAAUGAAACAGUCCAGAGUUUCCUCAGACACAAGAAGGCGCAUGCUUUCAGGAACAUGGCAGAUGACAAGCUACACGCUGCUGCUGCUAAAGUGCUUGAAGAAGAGCUGGAGCUGUUUGAAACACCUUCUACCGACUGCAGCAGUUUUCUUUCCCCGCUGAGAAACGGUACUGGGUACUCUACUACUGUGCCGACGCCUCAAGAGUUCAAUGAUGAGUACAGGCAGUAUUAUGAGUCAUGGAAGAACGCUGAUGUGACAGUUAAUAGCAGCGACUGUUGGAGUCUUGGUAAAAAUGGUACGGUGGUUGGCUCCCUAGCUAAAUGUCCCAGAAUCACCUCUCCCCAGAAUAUCCACCAGAAAAUGAUAAAACUUUUAGAGCAACCCCAGCAUCUACCGCCUAGAACGAAAACGAACGACGUAACGAGCGCUUCUUGAAAACCAAAGAACGAAAUUUAUGAAAAUUGGUUAAUUUGAGGGAUCCCAGUUUUGAGCUGAGGUCCAGAUCAUACAGAUUUUUAGACUUCACAGAAGAUGCAGAAGAAGUCAAGAAUGAUCGACUGAUUAUCGACAUAAUUAUAAACUAUUAUGUCAAAAUCGAAUAAAAAUAAGUAAUUUUCAAACAGUUAUGUGUGAUUGUUUCGCUUUGAAAUCAUGCAUUCAUUUUUAAAUCAUCUCACUGAUUCCUUGAAUAUAGCAUGCCAGGAUUGUUUUGAAUUGAAUAUGUCGAAGAUUGAUCUUGACGGUAUGGGAAAAAAUCAUCAUAAUAAUAUAAGAAUAGUACUCAUCUGCUACUUUGUUAACUAUGUUUAAUAUUGUAUUGUAUAAAAUGAAAAAAUGUGCAAAGUGAAUACCUAAGUUUUAGCUGUAGUAGUUACAUAUUGCUCUUUUGUUUGUUUACAUAACUUUUUGUUAUAUAGUCACCUCGUAAGUCAAUAGGCUUUUCAAACCAUUUUACUGAUAAUGGCACCAUAGGAUCAAGUUUCUUAACUCAUUUUAGCAAGGUUAGGAGUACCUAGGAGUUUUCAAAAAUUAUAUACUUCAAAAUUCAAUAUUGAUUUAAUGUUGUCACAAAUGAAAAAGUAGUGCAAAAUGAAGGUUAGUAUUUUUUUAAACACCGUAUAGAUAUGUUAUAUGAAAAUAAUGUCCACAAUAAACCAUUAU
This is a messenger RNA of Phaedon cochleariae (mustard beetle), 5826 nucleotides long. The record is from the annotation of a GenBank genome assembly. Lineage: Eukaryota; Metazoa; Arthropoda; Insecta; Coleoptera; Chrysomelidae.